Blepharisma stoltei is the source of this 1077-nucleotide messenger RNA. Lineage: Eukaryota; Ciliophora; Heterotrichea; Heterotrichida; Blepharismidae. The record is from the annotation of a GenBank genome assembly.
AUGCGAUUAAUUGAACUUCCUGAUAGCAUCUUUGAAACAUUAGUAAAUUGGAAGUUUGCUGUCUGAGCCUUAUCAAUGGAUGCACUGCUGCUCUCAUGCUUAUUGCUCCCAUCGUUUUUUUCAUCAGGCUUGAUUCCUACAGUCUACUUGAUCAAAACAAAUUUAUCAAUUGGCUUUCUGAUAUUUCUCUCUCUCGUGCUUUGGUGCUUUUAUUUAGCUCAUCUAUUAUUUUAUACUUUGCUUGGGACUCUGAACUCUAUGGAAAGAAAAGAAAUUUUAGAUUACAUUUUGAAUGGAUCAAUGCUUUUGCAGCUCGCAAUCCUCGAUCUUGGAAAUAAUUCUAAUAAUGGCAUCGAAAUCUUGAUAUGGGGUUCAACUUUUGUUUACUAUUGCUUUUGUAGAGUCCUCAGCAUUACUGCAAAGCUUAGAUUUCAGAAUAAUCAUGUAAGAAAUCUAAAAGAGUUGAUUUUUAUUCCAUUAGGGCUAGCAGCGGCUUUUAUCAUUGGAACAGCUAGCAUAUUUUCCUAUGCAAGUUUCAGUUUGAUCUUACUUCUGAACUACGACGGUAUUUUGGUGUUAAAGGAAAGCCUAAUUACAUUGUAUGUGUUUAAACAUAAUUUAGCUCUGAGCCGAAAGCACGAAUUAAUUAUCCAGUUAACAGAGACUUCAAUAAAUGUGUGCAGAUGGCUUCAUUUGGUAUUCUUUUAUGCCGAGUGGUUUCUUUCAAGCUCUCUUCAAGCUUUUUUUGUCAUUAUGAAACUCCAAAAGCUUGUCUCAAAUUUAUUUACGAUCACCAAAAAAUGUUUUCAGUAUAAUACUUUUAUGAACGAUUUUAUAAAAAACUACCCUCCGCUGACUCAGGAAGAUUUAAUUAACCUUGAAGAUGAAAGAUGCUGCAUUUGUUGAGAAGGCUUAACAAAUCUCAGAUGCAGCCGUAUUACAUGUGGACAUAUCCACCACGUUGACUGCAUUAGAACCUGGGUUUUAAGUGGUGAGAAGAAGUGCCCGCUGUGCAAACAAGUAUUUUUGGAGCCUGAGACUUCCCAAAAAUGAUCGUUUUUGUCAAAUUUACUAUAA